CCACGUCGAAGGUAUUUCAUCCUGCCCUGAUAUAUUAUGGAAGUUUCUGUUUCCAAAAUACAAGUAGAGGGAGAGCACAAAAGUUGUGGUAUUACAAGUCUGCUUUAUGAAGCAAGAAAAGUCGAUAGGAAAUCAAAACUAAAUGAUUUUGUGGAGGCUGUACAAAAAAAUAGAUCCAACUCUGAGGUUGGUACAAACUUGUGAAUUGAACACUAAUGACCCUGUUGACACAAGGUUUGGGGAAAGUCCUGCAGGGUCAUUUGGAUCUUACCAACUUGCAUUCCAGGAAUCUAACUUUAAAGUUACAUGUAACUUAGCUCCAAUUCAACCAGCUUCAAGAGCAUCAAAUUCCAAACCUUCUUAUCCUUCACUGCCAUUAGAUGAUUUGAAUGAUGAAUUUGUGUUAGAUCUGCCUGAUGAUCUGGAUAUACUACAGAAUAAACUAUUAGAUGAACUUAAGGUUAUUAUGCCUGAUGCAAAAAAGAUAGAAGAAAAUACCAGGGAUCAGCAUAAUUGUAAUGCUUGGACUGAAGAACGCAGGUAUAGAUUUACAGCUUCAAAUUUUGGAAAGGUGUCAAGAAGAAAAAGAAAUCAUGAGAAGUUUUGUAAUGACUUUUUUGUGUACAUGAGCAGGGGGCUUAGCAUUGAAAGAAUACACUUUGAUGAAGAGCACUGGAAGAAAAACAGAGCAAUGGAGGAAGGUUUAGCCCAAUGCCUGGAGGGAGCAGGUCCUGCACUGUAAAUCCCUUGUCUGCCAUUACUGAAUCUCCAUUCUCAAACUUUUGAUCUAAAAUACCACUGUGUAGAACAAUUUCCCUGUCUGAGAUGUGUCCAGUGUAAACCUGGCUCACAAAUGACAGUGCCCCACCUGGGGUUAUUCCAACAAGGGCUUUCAGAGUGGUGUUAUUUUUACAGGUACUAAAAAGUUCACUAUUUAAACAAAGGCUGCAAGGCAUUUGGCAUUUAACUUUGGUGCAGUCUAUUGUUAUUCUAGUUGAGGAAUAUUUUUCUUUAAACUGCUCUGGCAUGUGUUUGUUUAUUUUUUCUCUAGAGGGCCACAUGGGUACAUCCUUAAGCCUUAAAUAUAAAAGGUUGACCCAGGUUAUUAUUAUCCUGCUCAUUGUAGCUUGAGAUAUUCCAUAGAGAUGAGCAAGAUGUUCCUCUGCGAAACCUUGUCUUAAUCUAAACAAAGUAAUAAAAAGUUCCUCUUUAGGAUGCA
This is a messenger RNA of Pocillopora damicornis (cauliflower coral), 1219 nucleotides long. RefSeq lists its product as uncharacterized. Lineage: Eukaryota; Metazoa; Cnidaria; Anthozoa; Scleractinia; Pocilloporidae. The record is from RefSeq and is a predicted model, not a curated record.